AUGAAUGUUCAGUAUGAAAUUGGGGCCGUUCGCGGACACCCGUUUUCAGUGAAGGAUCUUUUAGAUUUACCAGAAUCCAAAGCAGUGGCAGCUAUAGUUUCACCUUCUGCUACGACAUGCAUGUCCCCGCCUCAAGGUCUCCCACACCCGCGCUUCAUGCCUCAGUCUCACCCAGAGGGAUCCCUGGAUCUUCGACCCAGCCGCAUCAACGUGCCUGUCCCAAGCGGUGUGCCCCACGGCGACUCCGACGUGUCUGCCCUUCGACAGUCUUACUAUGACUCGGAGAACCCUUACACAAGAUGGCUUCACAACAACGAGAAUUUACAUUACAGCCUGACGACACGACUCACUGUCCUCAGCAACGACAGCAACAGUCCAGCCACCAACGACCCCCACAGCGAUACAUCGCACGCGGACAACCUCAGCCAUGGUACAUCAUCCCCAAUAAAAGACAACUUUAUCGAAGAAGAUGAUGAUGACGACGAAGACGAUGACGAUUACGAUGACGACGAAAGUAAAAGCGUAUCCGGCAGUUCUGACAAAAAACCAAGUAAACGAGGUCUUUCCGAUUCUCAAACAGAUUCAAAUCCUAACGACCCUCCAAAGAAACGAAAACGACGGGUACUAUUUUCCAAAGCGCAAACAUACGAACUCGAGAGGAGAUUUCGCCAGCAGAGAUAUCUCUCCGCGCCAGAACGAGAACACCUAGCCAGUAUAAUUCGUCUGACACCAGUGCAGGUGAAAAUCUGGUUCCAGAACCAUCGCUACAAACUGAAAAGAUCCCGUCAGGAAAAAGGAUUAGGAGAUCUGAACCCAUUGCCCUCGCCACGACGGGUUGCCGUGCCAGUUUUAGUCAAGGACGGGAUUCCCUGCCAGCGGCCGUCGAUGAAAGUUCUAGAUCAUCAUCAUCAUCAUCACCAACAUCAUCCGCAUCACUUCACGACACAGUCAGACAUGGCCAACAGUAUGGCGAUGGGAAUGAACAUGGGUGCGCUCUCUCACGUGGGCUGUAUGAACGGGUAUGGCCACAUGUCCUCAGGGACUCAGGGCAUCUCUUCAACCUUGUCGAGCUCCACGCCCAUCAACAUGAGCUGUGCUUAUAGCAACAGCAUUGGACACCUCAACGUUCCUUCCGUCAGCAAUAUGAACGUGUUGCCUGGAUACAGUCACCCACUGAUGCAGUCACAGGCGCGCUGGUAUUAA
Molecule: messenger RNA, 1203 nt
Organism: Candidula unifasciata
Lineage: Eukaryota; Metazoa; Mollusca; Gastropoda; Stylommatophora; Geomitridae
Source: the annotation of a GenBank genome assembly